GGUCACGUCGAGCUGCAGCUCCAGUGGUUUUGAUGGUCACAUAAAAACGCGCAUCGCGUCGCACCGGCCGACCGGCGGAACUGUGUCUCUGCGAGGAGCGGACCCGACCUGACCGACAGACAACGGGGACCGGAACCAAGGCUCGAGACACAACAGAAAGCAGCCGCACAGCUUGAAGGCGCCCGACAGGAAUCAGGAAACAAUCAGCGAACAAUCAGCUGACAUCACCUCGACUCAAAGCCUCCACCUUACUGUGACCUGCCUUGCGUGGGAUGCUGCAGAGUGGGAGAGCAGGCGUGGAUGCCAAGCAGUAAGAGGUGUAGUCAGUCAUGGGGGAUUCAAUAUUCAACUGCUGUUAUGUCCCACCCCACCCCCCAGGAGAGGGGGAGCCCCGCGGGUCCAGACGCGCAGAGAUCAUGACUUCCACCACGGCGAACAUCUCCUCCGACAAGCGCUUCCUCAUCUUCUUCGACUUUGAUGAGACCAUCGUGGAUGAGACCAGCGACGACAUGGUGGUGCAGGCCGCCCCGGGACAGCACCUCCCGGACUGGCUGAAGGACACCUACCAGCCGGGCCGCUACAACGAGUACAUGCAGCGCGUCCUGGCCUACCUGGCGGAGCAGGGCGUCACAGAGAGCGACAUCCGCAGCAUCAUGGAGAAGAUCCCGGCCACCCCCGGCAUGGUCACCCUCUUCCAGUUCCUCCGCACCCGGCCCCCGCAGGACUUUGAGGUGGUGCUGCUGUCCGACGCGAACGCCUUCUUCAUCGAGUCGUGGCUGCGGCGCGCCGGGGCCCGCCCGCUCUUCCACCGGAUCUUCACCAACCCGGCCACCUUCAACAAGGACGGCCGGCUGGUGCUGCGGCCCUUCCACUCCCACGACUGCCUGCGGUGCCCCAGCAACAUGUGCAAGCAAGUGGUCGUCAGGGACUAUGUGGCCCGCAGGACGCACGAGCGAGGCCGCCCCUACCAGAGGAUCUUCUACGUUGGAGACGGAGCCAACGACUUCUGCCCGGCGACCGCCCUCGGGCCCCGGGAUGUGGCUUUCCCCCGGAGGGAUUUCCCCAUGCACCGGCUGAUCACGGAGAUCCACGAGGCCAUGCCCGGGGAGUUCAAGGCGGUCACGGUGCCGUGGAACAACGCGGAGGAAGUGGUGCAGAAGCUUAGGAAGCUGGUGGUGGAGUAGAGGGGUCACACACAGAGACACUGAGAGGGGACAACAUCCAGGGGCCAGUUGACAAUUUUAGUUAUAUUCUCAGGUAAUAUAGUCCUAGAAACUAAUGUUAAAAGCAAUAAAAUAAUGUAUAUUGUCAGUCAAAAUAAACGUGUCUAUCUGGUGUCCAGCCUGCACGUGCCUCAGGGGCCUCUCACGUUUUGGUCCGGAGGUCACUCAGUUUAUAAUCAGCAGGUUAAUGAUUGUGGAGACCUGCCACUAUAAUCCAAAGAGAGAAAAGUAAAUGACAAAUCAAAUGUUUUAUUAUAUAUGAAAUAAUGUAGAAGUUAUACUUUGCAUAAUAAAUUCCUUUCAUAUGGUGCUUUUUAAGAGUAAAACUGGGUCAGUGGGGAAAUCCUUGUGAUCAGCAAUAUUUAAUAAAAACGUUAUGGAUGCUGAUGUCAACCAAGUGAAAGGUGGCUGUUUAAUAACAGGUGGUUUCUUAUCUGCACUUUUUUGAAUUUGAAAUUUUUGCCUCAUAAAUGAAUAAAAUCGGAGUGACACUGCCAUCUGAUGGGCAUUUCAACAAAUCUAACGGCAGAGAAUAUAUUUUAGAGAAUAUAGCCUACAGUAUGUCCAUUUUACAAAUGUUGUAAGAGUGUGUUUGUAUGUUUAACUUGUUUAUCAGUCUGUUCUGUCUUUACUGUGUAGGCCAGGCCUACUGAAGAAAAUAUGUUAUCACCAGCAGGAAUAAAGCCAUCAACUGAAA
Molecule: messenger RNA, 1920 nt
Organism: Centropristis striata (black sea bass)
Lineage: Eukaryota; Metazoa; Chordata; Actinopteri; Perciformes; Serranidae
Gene: phospho1
Product: phosphoethanolamine/phosphocholine phosphatase 1
Exons: 3
Coding region: 330-1184 (284 amino acids)
Molecular function (GO): phosphatase activity
Source: RefSeq, a predicted model, not a curated record